Messenger RNA from Erigeron canadensis, 1591 nucleotides. Its product is annotated as patatin-like protein 2. The record is from RefSeq and is a predicted model, not a curated record. Lineage: Eukaryota; Viridiplantae; Streptophyta; Magnoliopsida; Asterales; Asteraceae. Gene Ontology annotation, biological process: lipid metabolic process. Bases 215 to 1474 code for a protein of 419 amino acids. The transcript is spliced from 7 exons. Gene Ontology annotation, molecular function: glycerophospholipase activity; monoacylglycerol lipase activity.
GGGAAAGCUAAAUUUUAGCACCUUUCAAUAUAAUAAAGUAAACAUAACUUUAAGAACCUUAAAAAGGUGGUAUGGUUCUAGUAAAGUUGACCAUGGGCCUAUAAAUAAGAAUGCCACCAGAGUAGAAUACUCACCAGUUGCAAAAACAGAUGAUCAUCUGUCACUGACAAAAGUAUACAAAUCUACACAAAAUAAUAUCAGCAGCGGUUACGAGAUGCAGAGGCAAAAGUCGAUUGUACAGCCCCCUGUAUAUGGGGAUUUGAUCACGGUUCUUAGCAUCGAUGGUGGUGGAAUUAGAGGUCUUAUCCCGGCUAUAAUUCUCGAAUAUCUUGAGACUGAGCUUCAGAAAUUAGAUGGUGAGAAUGCAAGAAUAGCAGACUAUUUUGACAUAAUUUCCGGGACAAGUACUGGUGGCCUCAUUACUGCGAUGCUAGCAUCUCCAAAUGAGAACAACCGCCCUUUGUUCGCUGCUAGAGACAUCAAAGAGUACUACCUCCAACAAUGCCCCAAGAUCUUCCCUCAAGAUUGCAAUGUGGUCACGAAGCUAAUAAGGAACCUAAGUGGCCCAUUAUAUAAUGGGAAGCACCUCCAUGACUCCAUAAGGGAUAAGCUUGGAGAUAUCAGAUUAGGAGAUACGUUAACUAAUGUCGCUAUUCCUACCUUUGAUAUCAGGACACUCCAGCCAACAAUCUUUUCCACUUAUGAGAUGAACGAAAAACCUUAUUUGAAUGCCUUGUUGUCGGAUAUUUGCAUAGCAACAUCGGCUGCACCAACUUAUCUUCCACCACAUCAAUUUAAGACAGAACAUGAAGGAGAGGAGCAUGAAUUUAAUCUAGUUGAUGGUGGUGUAGCAGCAAAUAAUCCAACUUUGAUUGCAAUGGGUGAAAUCGCCAAGAACCUCAUUCGUAAAAAUCAAGACUUUCCCUUACCUAAAUCCCUAGAGUAUCGUAGAUAUCUGAUCAUAUCUAUAGGAACUGGUGAAUGUAAAGUCACAGGAAAAUAUAAUGCAAACGAGGCUUCAAAAUGGGGAUUUUUCGGAUGGUGGUUCAAUGGCAGUGGCUCUACACCCUUGCUUGAUAUAUUCACUCAAGCUAGCACUGAUAUGGUUGAUAUCCAUCUUUCCGUCAUUUUCAAAGCCCUUAAUGUUCAAGCAAAUUACCUACGCAUCCAGGAAGAUGGAUUAGAAAGGACAAUGUCUACACUUGAUAAAGCUACAAAGGAAAAUUUGGCGUAUUUGUCUAAAGCUGGUGAAGAAUUGCUUGAAAAACAAGUUUCAACUGUUAACUUGGAGACUGGCAGAUUCGUCCCAUACAAGGACGAAACGAACAAGCAGGCUCUCACCGAAUUUGCCAGAAAACUUUCUCAUGAGAAGCGUCUUCGUGAUGUUAGAUCGCCACGAGUAUCUAAACCAGCUGAUCUACACUUCCUGUCAGAAAUGAAGCCUAUGGCACUUGAGAAACUAAGCAUUGCAUAAAAAGAGAUUGUAUUCAUCAUGAAAUUAAACUAAAUGAAGUGGUGACAAAAGUAAUGAAAAGAUUGCUUUGAUCUAGACUUUCAUUAUAAAUAAAUAAGUUUUAUGUUUUGGUGUGUU